CCCUUCCUGCCGUCGCCUACGCAGCACUUCAUUCAUUCUGUUCUCAUGUCUUGAACCGCCACAGGCCUCUGUCGCGGAAGCUCGCAUUCCAGCCGGGUGGUCGGGUCGUAGCCGCACCGACCCAGGGUGGGGGCGGCUUUGUUGACUGCGGGACAUCUGCUCGGGUUGAGCUGGCCUCGGCGGAGCAGCAGUGCUGUCCAACCAAGGAAGGCAACGAAGCUUUAUAUAUGUUCUUUUUUGGCUCGAGUUUGGUAGUGAAGUUUCCUAGUUUUUUAUGGACUACAGAUCACCAGACCACGUGUUUUGACACCCAUGAGGACCAUGACACCUCCACUGAGAAUGCAGAUGAGUCCAACCACGAUCCCCAGUUUGAGCCUAUAGUUUCUCUUCCCGAGCAGGAAAUUAAAACGCUGGAAGAAGAUGAAGAAGAACUUUUUAAAAUGCGGGCAAAGCUAUUCCGAUUCGCUUCAGAGAAUGAUCUCCCAGAAUGGAAGGAACGAGGCACUGGUGACGUCAAGCUUCUGAAGCAUAAGGAGAAAGGGACCAUCCGCCUCCUCAUGAGGAGGGACAAGACCCUGAAGAUAUGCGCCAACCAUUAUAUCACGCCGAUGAUGGAACUGAAGCCGAAUGCGGGCAGUGACCGUGCCUGGGUCUGGAACACCCAUGCUGACUUUGCCGACGAGUGCCCCAAGCCAGAGCUGCUGGCCAUCCGCUUCCUAAAUGCUGAAAAUGCACAGAAAUUCAAAACAAAGUUUGAAGAAUGCAGGAAAGAGAUCGAGGAGAGAGAAAAGAAAGCAGGGUCGGGCAAAAACGACGAUGCCGAGAAGGUGACUGAGAAGCUAGAAGCUCUCUCCGUGAAGGAGGAGAGCAAGGAGUCGGAAGACACCGAGAGCAAGGCUGGAGCGGAGGAGGAGCAAUAAGCCACCUCCCCUUGACUUCUCUUCCUUCCGUUCUUUUCCUCCUUUUUCUUUUUUUAAAUUUUGCCCUGCCCCUUCUUUUCAGUUUGUUUUUAUUCUGUUUUGUUUUUACAAGGGACUUUAUAUAAAGAACUGAAUUCCAACAUUCAGGUUGUUUUUUUCUAAGUUUUUGCCCUAUUGAAGAAGACUUCAGAAAAUCCAUUCCCCAGUCAUGAAAAUGUACUGUGCUCACUUUCUUUUCCAUAGUGGAAACACUUAUUUAUAGUCAUCAAAAAUAGUGAAUAAACGACACAUUCGAAACCUGCA
This is a messenger RNA of Leptonychotes weddellii (Weddell seal), 1223 nucleotides long. The record is from RefSeq and is a predicted model, not a curated record. Lineage: Eukaryota; Metazoa; Chordata; Mammalia; Carnivora; Phocidae.